AUGGACUCCCUCGCCAUCCCAAAGGCCCCGUCGAAUGAGCUCAAACGCCAGAGUUUCCGUACUCUUUCCCUGCUCCAAUCCAUCCCAGAGUUGGCCAGCUGGCUUGAGGAUGCGUGUGCUUGCCAACAGGCCGUCUCCAAGCGGGAUACUUCUCUGUACGCAUACAGCGUCGUUUGGCGGCUCGUUUCUUGGGCUGCCCCCCUCGGCGUACUUCUAGAUAUACUGGGCUCGCUGCCCUCCGGAAGCCACCACCCACUGGGUGCUGGCCCUCUCGCACUAUUCGAAGACUUCAUACAACGGGUACGACUCUUUGAACUCGAGGGCAAGCUGCCGUUCGGUGAGGUCCUGCGGCUAGAGGACCUUCUCGGAUGCUCUUGCGCUGGCUUUUCCAGAAUACUGCGUACCGUGGAUCGCGUCUUGUUGGCGCUCCAAGCUUCGUUUCCUGGGUUGUAUGUGUUGCAGAAGUCACAACCAAGGCACCGUCUACUUCAAGAGCUUCUAGCAAGCGAGCGCGUGCACUUGAGCAUUGUAGAGUCAACCAUAGAGGGGAAGCCGUUGCCAUGGAAUCAACAAAUAGAAUGGACGGCCUCUUUCGAAUGCCUUCUCGUCAACCUUUCACGAUUUUCUGUGUACCAUCACCAUGUGACAAACAAGGUCGAGGAAACUGUAUCUCAGGGGACUGGUCCUCAGCAAUGGGACGAAAUCUUUGCUAUCAACACCCCACUGUACACCAAAGUAGCAGCAGCAUACCGUUCGUGUUGCUCUGAUUAUCUCAAUCUAUAUGAGCAACUGGAAGGCAGAACCGCCGGACGAGAUGCGAAUGCACUUUCUAUCAUUCUUUCUCGCAUCUCAAGCUACGUGAUUGUUCUUCAAGACAUCCUAUUCACCACCAACCCUUCAGAGUCCUCCGCGCAAUUCGACUCGCUGUGCUCAACCAUAUUUCAGUUCGUACUUCUCUCCGAUGACCUGUACGAGCUAGGCACCUCCGCACGAACGUCUUUCGCUUCUUCCAAACUCAGAAAACGCGCGUUCAAGUGGAACAAGAUUGAUCCAGGGGACCUUGGUAUUCUUCUCCUCGAUGACCACCUCUGUACAGGGUCUUCAGGAGAGCAGCUGUCUGUAUUCCUAUUCGAGAAGAUGCUCCUGUGUUGUAGCCAGAUUUCAAACGAACAGGAGAGUUCUCAGGUGGCACUCAUGGCGUUUGACUCCUACCCAAUCGCCGACUGGGAGAUCGGGCCCGCCCUCAGGAGCAAUACUUUGCUGAACCUGAUCCACGCCAUACCCAUCGAUCACAUUUUGGCUCUUCGGUGUUUCGAACAUGAUUCGUUCGAACUGGAUUGGCACGAUGGCCAAGGCGGUCGCACGAAAGGGUUGAUUUUCUGUCGGCUGAGUCAGGAGCAGUGCGACCAGUGGUGCGAAACCCUUCGACCAUUUACGACCCAGUAUUACCGCUCUCCCGACCUCGACUCAGGGCGCGGCCACUGUAUUCCACUCAGCUCCCCGUUACCAGUGCAUCAUCAAAGCCAAAUUGUUGUGGGGAGAUCGGCUAGGCCGCGUUCGUGGAGUGUCAUAGGGAGGAAGGGGCCUCGCUCCGAUACCUCUUCGUUCCAGCAAGAGAAGACAGAGUACCUCUUGAGCCCAAAUUUACUACCGAGACUCUUCAGCACUUCAUCAGAUGGUUUGUUGAGCCCAAGAUCGAACAAAUCUUCGAGCAAGAGCGACCGGUAUGUCCACAGGGUGCUGGUACAGGAUAUUAGGACUAUGACAACAGAAGACAAGCGUGAAUCUGCCGGUUCGAAUUCUCCUCCGGAUCUGACAGGUCAGAUCGAGAAGGAGGCGGCAUAUCCCUCUGCUGGAGGCGGGUUCGCUGAUGUAUGGAAGGGUACUUGGAAUGUCGGCAAUGGUUCACAGGAUAAAAUGAAGGUUGCCGUGAAAGUCUUGAGGUCACGCAUCGAAGACGUUGACCGCGAGGAGCGAAUGAAACGGCUAUUUCAUCGGGAACUUGAUCUGUGGAAGAGGCUUGAUCAUAAGAACAUCAUCCCGUUGCUGGGCACGGCAUCAGAUUUCGGGUAUUACAGCGCCAUGGUAUGCCCGUGGUAUGAAUACGGGAGUGUAAGCAAGUACUUGGAGAAGUACGGCGAUAUCUUGUCAAUGACUGACCGCAUUCGAUUGUUGUGCCAAGUAGCAUCAGGAUUGUCGUAUCUACAUUCGUUCGGGAUCGUACAUGGCGAUCUCACAGGAUCAAACAUUCUAAUCAACGACGAAGGCGACGCAUGCCUCUGUGACUUCGGACUAUCCAGCAUAGCCUCUGAGUUCCAAGACUCCCCAACCACCUUGGGCGUCGCAGGCUCCGUUCGGUGGGCAGAUGCCAGGCUCACCCUCGCGGCCUUUUCCGACGGCGAGACGCCGACUGUGACGACCUGUAAUGACAUUUACUCUUUCGGCAGUGUCAUGCUGGAGAUCCUCUCCGGCCGCAUACCCUACCAUUACAUUCGCGCGGACGCACAAGUUGUCAUCGAAUUGCACAAAGGCAACAAACCUCGAAGACCGUCAGAUUCCUUCGUCACUAGUGCUCAAUGGCAAUUCAUCCAGCGCUGCUGGGGCGAUGAACUGGAAGAAAGGCCCCGCAUUGAAGAGGUCUGCGUGGCAAUGAAGGAGACGCUCCUUGCGAGUAGCAGCAGAUUGCUGCCUACCGGCUGCAAGUCGAACAUCGCCGUUAGAAGACAAACGCGCGGACACGACUUCAAGCACGCUUAG
Molecule: messenger RNA, 2757 nt
Organism: Pleurotus ostreatus (oyster mushroom)
Lineage: Eukaryota; Fungi; Basidiomycota; Agaricomycetes; Agaricales; Pleurotaceae
Exons: 15
Coding region: 1-2757 (918 amino acids)
Biological process (GO): protein phosphorylation
Molecular function (GO): protein kinase activity; ATP binding
Source: RefSeq, a predicted model, not a curated record